CUGUUAAACACACAGAAGACGCGCGAAAGCUUUUCACAAAAUAUUCAACACAAAAAUAACAAGAAAAUCCUUCGCGAUUUCAUCCAGUGGCUGACGCUGCUCUCAGAUUUGAUCCGAAAAUGCAAAAUUAAACGUUAAAUGACCGUGUGUUUUAGCUUCCAGAUAGAGCUCCGCACCUCUGCUCUGUGUUGACAUUGUGUUCAAAACGCAAACGGGGUUAAGGAGUCCAGUUUUCUUGUAAAUGUAAGUGGAGAAAACACACGAGUCAACGGGUCCUGGAGGCACAAAGACGCUGAUCUGGCCAGUUGAGUCUGUACGGUUCUCAUGUGUUCUAUAAAAAUGCAGCGCCGCUCUCGGUCGCUUCUCAUUCCUGCUCUACUACAGAUCUUGUGACGCUACUCAUCCGGAAGAAAAAUGGCAGAAACCGCUCCAGCUGCUGCCGCUCCGCUGGCCAAAGUGCCCAAGAAGAAAUCUGCUUUGAAAGCUAAGAAAACCGGCCCGAGCGUGGGCGAACUAAUCGUCAAAGCUGUGUCGGCUUCCAAGGAGAGGAGCGGCGUGUCUCUCGCCGCCCUGAAGAAAGCUCUCGCUGCCGGGGGGUACGACGUGGAGAAGAACAACUCCCGCGUCAAGAUCGCUGUCAAGAGUCUGGUGACUAAAGGCACUCUGGUCCAGACCAAAGGAACCGGGGCUUCUGGAUCUUUCAAACUCAACAAAAAACAAGUCGAGACAAAGAAGCCAGCGAAGAAAGCCGCUCCUAAAGCAAAGAAGCCCGCAGCCAAGAAGCCCGCUGCUGCUGCUGCCAAGAAGCCCAAGACUGCAGCGCCAAAGAAGAUCGCCGCAAAGAAAUCUCCAAAGAAGGCAAAGAAACCUGCUGCCACCGCCACUAAAAAGGCAACGAAGAGCCCCAAGAAGGUGAAGAAGCUAGCGACCCCCAAGAAAGCAGCCAAGAGUCCGAAGAAAGCAGCUAAAAGCCCCAAGAAGGUCAAGGCUGCCAAACCCAAGACGACAAAGCCUAAAGCGGCUAAGCCUAAGAGGGCCGCCCCGAAGAAGAGCACAUUACGAUUCAGCGGAGAGGUGAAGUCCCACAACCACAGCGCUUUCAUGCAGAUAUCACUUUAUUCACGUGCCCUUUCUGCACAGCUGACAUCUACAAGCCAAGACAUUAUCAUCUGAUAAUGGCUCAGCUGGGCAUAAACUCAGAACUGUUGAAUAUGGAGAGCUGUAGUCUUUGGUGUGGGCAGAUGUCGAGACAUUUUCACUGCUGUCAGUGUCCACAGACAUAUAUAAAUAAAGGUGCUUUAAAAAGGCAUCUUUAUGCUACCCACCCCAUAUCUAAUUUACAGACACUGACACGAGAAGCUACGUUACAGACUCCAGCACGAGGAGAAGCUGCGUUACAGACUCCAGCACGAGGAGAAGCUGCGUUACAGACUCCAGCACGAGGAGAAGCUGCGUUACAGACUCCAGCACGAGGAGAAGCUGCGUUACAGACUCCAGCACGAGGAGAAGCUGCGUUACAGACUCCAGCACGAGGAGAAGCUGCGUUACAGACUCCAGCACGAGGAGAAGCUGCGUUACAGACUCCAGCACGAGGAGAAGCUGCGUUACAGACUCCAGCACGAGGAGAAGCUGCGUUACAGACUCCAGCACGAGGAGAAGCUGCGUUACAGACUCCAGCACGAGGAGAAGCUACUUUACAGACUCCAGCACGAGGAGAAGCUACGUUACAGACUCCAGCACGAGGAGAAGCUACGUUACAGACUCCAGCACGAGGAGAAGCUGCGUUACAGACUCCAGCACGAGGAGAAGCUGCGUUACAGACUCCAGCACGAGGAGAAGCUACUUUACAGACUCCAGCACGAGGAGAAGCUACGUUACAGACUCCAGCACGAGGAGAAGCUACGUUACAGACUCCAGCACGAGGAGAAGCUGCGUUACAGACUCCAGCACGAGGAGAUGCUGCGUUACAGACUCCAGCACGAUGAGAAGCUGCGUUACAGACAUGGGCGUAAAUCUCUUUUAAUAGUAGGGGGGGACAAUACAUAUACAAUUUCUCAAGAGCAAUUUUUGAAGGGGACACAAAUAACACAGUCAAAAUUGUACUUACUACGACACAAAGCGACAAUAUGCAUUAGGUUUAUAGGUGUUUCAUGCAGACUUGCAGUCAUAUUAUAACUGAAUUGAAAUUGUGAACAAUAAAGCUUUUUUCCAUUUA
This is a messenger RNA of Triplophysa dalaica, 2215 nucleotides long. RefSeq names its product histone H1-like. The record is from RefSeq and is a predicted model, not a curated record. Gene Ontology annotation, cellular component: nucleosome. Gene Ontology annotation, molecular function: structural constituent of chromatin; DNA binding. The transcript has 3 exons. NCBI's taxonomy places the organism in Eukaryota, Metazoa, Chordata, Actinopteri, Cypriniformes, Nemacheilidae. Gene Ontology annotation, biological process: nucleosome assembly. The coding region runs from base 415 to 1173 and encodes 252 amino acids.